Messenger RNA from Exophiala spinifera, 363 nucleotides. RefSeq lists its product as uncharacterized. The transcript has a single exon. Lineage: Eukaryota; Fungi; Ascomycota; Eurotiomycetes; Chaetothyriales; Herpotrichiellaceae. The coding region runs from base 1 to 363 and encodes 120 amino acids. The record is from RefSeq and is a predicted model, not a curated record.
AUGUUCUCCCUCAAGUCCAGCUUCAUCGCCCUGCUUCCUCUCCUGGGCAGUCUCUCCUCUCUCACAUCGGCCAGUCCCAUCGACGCCCGUCAGUCCUCCGGCGUAUCGGUGACCUUCAUCGGUGCCGCCGACGCCCAAUACACCCUGGAGAUCCCAGCCAACUCCGUCUUCACACCGACCAACAACGCUCUCUCCAUCUCUCACAUACAGACCUCGGCAGGCGGACCGUGUGCCUUUUUCGGCGUCGACGGCGCCGUCUUCGUCGCACCUCCGUCCGGCGGUUACGGCGACGUCGGUCCCCCACAGACCAUUGCCGGUGGCAUAUGCGGUCCUUUUCCCGGUCAUCAAUACGGGAUGUGGUAG